Molecule: messenger RNA, 1600 nt
Organism: Mytilinidion resinicola
Lineage: Eukaryota; Fungi; Ascomycota; Dothideomycetes; Mytilinidiales; Mytilinidiaceae
Exons: 2
Coding region: 470-1309 (279 amino acids)
Source: RefSeq, a predicted model, not a curated record
CACUCACCAGGCAUAAUUGUUUACGUACCCUUCCUAUCAUGCAGGUUCCCAUGCAGCCAUGGUAUAUCUCGAUCAUGGCUACAUGAACAUGGCCGAGUCCAAAGUCUGCACUUACCGCCCUUCCAACACCGGCCAGAUCGUCGGCCACCUUACAAAAGCCGUUGAAACCCUUGUUCAGAGCCUCCAGAAAUCCGCCGGUUGCAUUUUGGCCGGUUGGUGUGCAUUCCUCAUCCUCCUCCUUGCGUACCCUUUCGUGCUCAAGCACGCCGGGUUCCAGCUGGACUCAAACCACGCACUUAACACGCUCGUGGACGUUAAACACGGUCAUCCCCUCACCCCUAGACCAGUGCCGGACAAGUCCCCCGCCUAAUCGCCACCUGAAGCCCCCACCGAUUUCCUACCUAUAUCACCACCAACCUCCUAUACUCCUCAAACAUCACCACAACAAAAAACCAACAAAGCCUCCAAAAUGCCCUCAAUAGGCCCCCAGAUACCUCCCCACCUCCUAGCCAAGCGGAAACGCGACUCCGAAGACGAUGAAUCCCCUAAACUCUCACCGAACGGCUCCAGCAGCCCCGAAAGCAGCGACAAGCGGCGCAAAGUCCUAGGACCCGCACCACCACCCGCACCUCUAGAUGAACGACCGCGAGGAAACCCUACAGCCUCAGAUUCAGAGGACAAUAGCAGCGACGACGACGAAUUCGGUCCUGCGCCACCCCCAGCGAAUGGCGCAAAUGCAUCGAGCGAUGAACCCUCCGAACCCAAAUCCGCUUUCGACACCAACCCCGCCUAUGCACCCGCUGCGCCCUCCUCCAAACCGCGCCGCGAUGAAUGGAUGAUGGUACCCCCCAAGGCUGAUGAUCUUGCUGCGCGCAUGGAUCCGACCAAGCAGCGCGCGCGCAAAUUCAAUAGUGGCAAAGGCGCACGCGCGCCCACAGCUACAGACGGCGACAAUGCCAUCUGGACCGAGACGCCGGAGCAGAAGCGCAAGCGGCUAGCGGACGAAGUUAUGGGUGUUGCGCCGGCAGGGAAGGCGAGUGUGUCGGCGCGGCAGCAGGCGAGGGAUCGGGAGACAGAGGAGACGGCGAGGAGGGUAAGGGAGCAUGAUGAGCGAAAUCGGGGAAAGAGUCUGUAUGAGCGGCAUCAGGCGAGUACGACGAGGGAGAAGGAGGACGACCCAAGUAAGAGGGCGUUUGAUCGCGAGAAGGAUGUCGCAGCGGGGGUGAGGCUGGGGACGAAGGAGAAGAAGGAGAUGUUGAGUAAGGCGGCGGAUUUUGGGUCGAGGUUUGAGAGGGGGAGUUUUCUGUAGCGGCUUUGGGAGUGUCGAGGGGGUAUUGUGAGGGAACUCGGUGAUGCUUGGCACACUGCACACGACAAGUAUCGUUCAGAUAGCCAAAGCAUCAAAUAUUCUGAACACAUUCAUCUGGGGACUGCAUAACGACAUCCUCUACUUCAAUUUAUUGCGAGAUAUACAUGCUGCUAUGAGUGUAGGAAAUGAUCACCAUAGCGAAUUGGAAGAGUAGUUUUCAUGAGUACGUAGAAGUGGACCGGCGGAAGCGCACUCCAACACUCUCUAAAUAUUAAUUAAUGACAUAUUCCC